This is a messenger RNA of Paramuricea clavata, 632 nucleotides long. Lineage: Eukaryota; Metazoa; Cnidaria; Anthozoa; Malacalcyonacea; Plexauridae. The record is from the annotation of a GenBank genome assembly.
AUGCUCCAUUCUACACUCCACGACUCUCUGAUUGUUUACAGCAAUGACGGCUUGUGGAGUGUCAAGGAAAAAGAAGAAAUCAUUGACUGUGUAGAACAGAUCUAUCUUAAAACCAACAAUAACAAAAGAAAGUUGGUCAACCAGCGAAAAGACAGAAACUUAAAAUACAAAAAAUAGAUACUCCAGAAAUUGAAAGCAUUUAUUUAUUUAUUUAUUUUGACGUUUCGUUUCAUCUAUUGCUAUUAAUAAAAUGAAACUGUCUCUAAACCAUGGAACUAACGCCUCUAAAGAUCUAUUAAUAUUUAACUAAAUGUAUCUUGUUACUUCACUAUAUAUACUUGUACAUAUGUAAUAUCAUCAUCAUUCAUUUCCUGAUGACGACUAUAGUUUAGUCAAAAUCUCAAAAUAAAUUUUCAAAAUGCUUUCAAUUUUUGGAGCAUCUAUUGUUUUGUAUUUUAUCAAAAUACUCAGUGAUUCCCGUAAUUUUAAGACAGAAACUUGACGAGGAAAUUGCCGGUGAUAAACCACAAGAGAUGGCUGACCCUUUGGCUGUUGAUGAUGAUAGUGACACUGCCAGCGAUGUAUCUUUCUCAGAUGAAGAAUUUUCACUUUCAGAAUCCAACAGUGACUGA